AUGGUCUACACUACCAGACAAAUUGGUGCUAAGAACACAUUAGAUUACAGAGUUUUCAUCGAACAGGAUGGUAAACCAGUUUCUCCAUUCCAUGACAUUCCAUUAUAUGCUGAUGAAGAAAACCAAAUUUUAAACAUGGUUGUUGAAAUCCCUAGAUGGACUAAUGCUAAAUUAGAAAUCACCAAGGAAGAAGCUCUAAACCCAAUUAUUCAAGACACCAAGAAAGGUAAGUUAAGAUUUGUUAGAAACUGUUUCCCUCAUCACGGUUACAUCCAUAACUAUGGUGCUUUCCCACAAACUUGGGAAGAUCCAAACGAAGCUCAUCCAGAAACUAAAGCUGUUGGUGACAAUGAUCCAGUUGAUGUUUUAGAAAUCGGUGAAACUAUCGCUUACACUGGUCAAGUUAAACAAGUCAAAGUCUUAGGUGUCAUGGCUUUGUUAGAUGAAGGUGAAACUGACUGGAAGGUCAUUGCCAUCGACAUCAAUGAUCCAUUAGCUCCAAAGUUAAACGAUAUUGAAGAUGUUGAAAAAUACUUCCCAGGUUUAUUAAGAGCCACCAAUGAAUGGUUCAGAAUUUACAAAAUCCCAGAUGGUAAGCCAGAAAAUCAAUUCGCUUUCUCAGGUGAAGCUAAGAACAGAAAAUAUGCCAUGGAUAUAAUUAAGGAGACUCAUGAAUCCUGGAAGAAAUUAAUCUCUGGUAACGUUCCAGACACUAAAGGUAUUGACUUAGUUAACACUACUUUAUCUAACACUGCUUCCUUCAGUGCUACUGCUGCUGCUGCUGUUCCAGCUGCUGCCCCAUUAGCUGAUGCUCCAAUUGACAAGUCUAUUGACAAAUGGUUCUUCAUUUCCGGUUCUGCUUAA
Tetrapisispora phaffii CBS 4417 is the source of this 864-nucleotide messenger RNA. It is a transcript of the gene IPP1, whose product is annotated as inorganic diphosphatase IPP1. Bases 1 to 864 code for a protein of 287 amino acids. Gene Ontology annotation, biological process: phosphate-containing compound metabolic process. Gene Ontology annotation, cellular component: nucleus; cytoplasm. Gene Ontology annotation, molecular function: inorganic diphosphate phosphatase activity; magnesium ion binding. The record is from RefSeq and is a predicted model, not a curated record. The transcript has a single exon. NCBI's taxonomy places the organism in Eukaryota, Fungi, Ascomycota, Saccharomycetes, Saccharomycetales, Saccharomycetaceae.